Messenger RNA from Sander lucioperca (pikeperch), 1369 nucleotides. RefSeq names its product leukotriene B4 receptor 2b (gene ltb4r2b). The record is from RefSeq and is a predicted model, not a curated record. The transcript is spliced from 5 exons. Gene Ontology annotation, molecular function: G protein-coupled receptor activity. NCBI's taxonomy places the organism in Eukaryota, Metazoa, Chordata, Actinopteri, Perciformes, Percidae. Gene Ontology annotation, biological process: G protein-coupled receptor signaling pathway. The coding region runs from base 265 to 1344 and encodes 359 amino acids. Gene Ontology annotation, cellular component: membrane.
GAUGACUGUACGUCACUGAAGAUAGAGGGAGGGAGAGAAAACGUUUGGGAAGGACACUCCUCUCUGCCUCUUUUUUUUUUUUUCUAAACAAGGCAUGUUGCAGCCUGUGGGCCAGGAUGCGAUUCAGUUUAUUAUGGACAGAGCUAACAGAGACCGUCACACGAGGGAAACACUGUCGGACCGAGAGGAGAGCAGCAGUUGGAUAAUUGAAUCAGACACUCAUCCAAGAGAGAAGUCCUUGAAAGGAUCAAACCUCCUUCUAGCAUGUUCGAAUCCAAUGACACAGAAGACUUCAAACACCAAGAUGACAGCGCUGUGAGCAGUGACAGCUCCACAGUCCUGGGUGCUCUGAUCCUCAGCUUGGUCCUCCUUGUGGGCGUCCCUGGCAACCUCUUCAUCAUCUGGAGCAUCAUGGCACGCAUCAAACAGCGCUCGGUCACCACCCUCCUCAUCCUUAACCUGGCGUGUGCAGAUGGCUUCCUCAUGGCCCUCACCAUCUUCUUCAUCGUCUACCUGGCCAAACAGACGUGGGUCUUCGGUGAAGCCAUGUGUAAAGUCCUGUUCUACCUGUGCAACACCAACAUGUACGCCUCAAUCUUUAUGAUCACGCUGAUGAGCGUGCACAGGAUGGUGGUCGUGGUGUUGCCCAGGAAAGUGUCCUCCAAAGUCAGCCGGAAGAUUGUGAAAAGAGUGAUUGUAGGCACGUGGGCGUUGGUGAUGGUCAUUUCUAUCCCUUCACUGGUGUUUCGAGGCGUGAGUGAGAAAACUGUAAAUGAAGAAUUUAAUACAACAAAACCUGUGUGUAUGCCCAAUCACACACUGUCUCAACACGUGAGGUUACAUUAUACCUUGGAGACGGUGGCUGGAUUCAUUCUUCCUUACACAGUCAUCAUAACUUGCUACGUCCUCAUCCUGAGACGCUUGAGGAAGACCCAGUUCCAACGAAAGGCCCGCAGCGAGAAACUCAUCCUGGCUAUUGUGGUGAUGUUUGGCCUUUUCUGGCUGCCGUACCAUGUGAUCAACAUGAUAGAGGUGGCAGCUCGGUGGUACCCCGAGAAGAAUGCUACAAGAAAAAUAUUGGAAAAGAUCUCUUUUAAAAGCCGUGCAGUGACUUCAGCUUUGGCCUUCAUUAGCAGCUGUGCCAAUCCCAUCCUCUACACCUUUGCUGGAAAGUCAUACAUCAAGCAGAACGGCUUCGCCUUCAUGGCUCGGCUCUUUGAGGGCACGUCAUUGGACCAAACACGAACCAAAAAGAAUAAAGACACUGAGGGACUCAGUAAUGCUGAGUCCUCAAAUGGCGCAGGACCUCCUCUCAUUUCAGCAAAAAUGGCAGAUAAGCGUUGAAUAAACAUUAUGUGUAUACAAAUUA